This is a messenger RNA of Lates calcarifer (barramundi perch), 7186 nucleotides long. It is a transcript of the gene kctd2, whose product is annotated as potassium channel tetramerization domain containing 2. The coding region runs from base 727 to 1563 and encodes 278 amino acids. Gene Ontology annotation, molecular function: cullin family protein binding. The record is from RefSeq and is a predicted model, not a curated record. Gene Ontology annotation, biological process: protein homooligomerization; proteasome-mediated ubiquitin-dependent protein catabolic process. Gene Ontology annotation, cellular component: Cul3-RING ubiquitin ligase complex; cytoplasm. The transcript has 6 exons. Lineage: Eukaryota; Metazoa; Chordata; Actinopteri; Centropomidae.
AACAACCUAAACUCAGUAGUUGAGUUAAUUUUUUAAAAAUACAAUUCGAAUGAAUGUAAGCAAACACACAUUUGAAUAGAGAAUUAUUCGAAUUCUUUUUUCUGAUUUUACUUUAUUUUAUUCAUUUAUUUUUGUCUCACCCAACCCGUCUAUGUGGUAUAGUAUGCAUUAGUACCAGGUUGAGGAAAAUCCUCAGCCUGGCAACACAAAAGUUACUCUUAUCAAUGGUUUAAGACUGAUAUAUGACUGAAUUGAACUGAAAACUUGUCUGAAUAAUAAUAAUAAUAAUAAUUGUUGUUGUAAUGGGUAUCAUCAUCAUUCUAAAAUGUUUCAGAUAAAUAAAAGAAUGUAAACAGUACGUUUACUUUUAUUUUGAAAAACCAUGACAUAACGGAAGUAAACAAUAAUCACGUUACAACCCGGAAGGAUUGCCUUUCUGUGAUUAACGUUUGAAUAGACAAGAAUGACCAAUUUAUCCUGUGAAGAAACCAUUAAAUGCGAUGCUGCAAACAUCGUUCAGCCUCUGAAAGUCGUAUUUGUGUCUUAAUCUUCGGCGCUGGUGGCAGAGGCGGUCGAGUGUGAGCAGCAACGCCCUGAUGCCAGCCUCCCCGUCGGAGAAAAAUAAGCUCGCUGUGUUUACAAAUCGGUGGAGAGGGGCUGUUUCCCCGCAGUGUGUCGUUAGCUAAUCGUGCGGCCGUGAGUGUUUUUUCCAGGCGAAGAAAAAACAUGGCUGAACUGCAUGUCGUGGAACCGAGCGGUACUGGCACCAUUGAGCAGCCCGAGCACCGUGAUGUCCGCGGCUCCGUGCGCCUGGCGUCGCCCACUCUCAUGGUUCCUCCGCGGAGCAGCCAGCUCAGCCCCGGCGGGGUGUCGAGCGGCGGUGGCGGCGGUAGCGGAGGAGGAGGUGGAGGAGGACGGUCGGUGUUCGGGUUCCCGGUGAAGAGCAAUCCCAGCUCCCCGUCCGAACCGGUGGAUAAGCCGGGCUCACGCUGGGUCCGGCUCAACGUCGGUGGGACCUACUUCAUCACGACCAAACAGACGCUGUGCAGGGACCCCAAAUCCUUCCUGUUCCGACUGUGUCAGGAGGACCCCGACCUGGACUCUGACAAAGAUGAAACAGGAGCCUACCUGAUCGACAGGGACCCCACAUACUUUGGCCCCAUCCUGAACUACCUGCGGCAUGGGAAACUGAUCAUGGAUAAAAACCUGGCUGAGGAAGGGGUUCUGGAGGAAGCUGAGUUCUACAACAUUGCGUCGCUGGUGAGGCUGGUGAAAGAGAGGAUACGGGACAACGAGAACCGGACAUCUCAGGGCCCUGUGAAGCAUGUGUAUCGAGUACUACAGUGCCAAGAGGAGGAACUCACACAGAUGGUCUCAACCAUGUCGGACGGUUGGAAGUUCGAGCAGCUUAUAAGUAUCGGCUCCUCAUACAACUACGGCAACGAGGACCAAGCAGAGUUUCUAUGUGUAGUUUCCCGGGAACUCAACAACUCCACCAACGGCAUCGUCAUCGAGCCCACCGAGAAGGCCAAGAUCCUUCAAGAGCGAGGCUCACGGAUGUGAAGAGACCCAGCUCCUGAGCUAAAUAACACUUAAUCAACAAAAACAAAACAACAACAUGAACAUCUUCUCCAUGAGUUUACCCCCCCCCCACCCUCCAACUUUCAACCAUCACUACCACCUUCAUCAUCGUCAUCACCCACUCCUCCCUCCCUCCUCCUCUGGUGUGCCUUUCCACAGCGGCGGGGGCUGCCUGACGCCCCCCACCCCCACCCCCACACCUCCUCCAGUGCUGCAACACGACCCUGACUUGUCUUCUCAUUUCUCCUCCUCCAUCACGUGCCGUGGAGUUUAAAAGAGACGACAAGUGAGAGGUUUUCCUCACAGCAGCUCUUUGAUGGUCAGUGUGAUGGCGGCGCAGGCUACGGUGCUGAUUGUAGCCUCCUGCUGUUGUCAGUGGAUGGACGCCCCAGCGCAGAGCUACCGCACAUCAUCAUCUUCAUCAACAUUUUUAUCAUUAUCAUCAUCCACGCCGUUAACAGACAGGAUACUUGCUCACUCUUAUACGUUUGGCUCUGUCGACUUAACAGAAAUCUCCUCAGGACUCUCAAAGGACAUAAAGGAAUGAACACAACUCCACAGACUGAGCCUCUCUCUCUCUUUACCCGAAUCUGUCAGUGGAGCCGAGCUUCGACGCCCGCCUCGUCUCCUUCUCCCAGACUCCUCGGCCGACGUCCGAGGCAUGUCAUGGCUCAACAAAACCGAGCUGGGAGGUCUAGGGGGAGAGGAUUAAAACGCAGAAGCAGUUGAAGGCAGCGCGACGUAGUGUCUGAUCGCUCUGUUUGAGCAGAUCUUCAUCUUACAGACGCCCUGUCUUGGUUGGAAAACCGCUGCAUCCUGCUCUCUCUGUUUCCUGUUUUUCGGGCUCGAUUUGAUCUGUUCCCCCGCAGGGAGAAAAUUUGGGAUAUUUUAGCGUAAAACAAAACAUAUGACUCAAAAAAAAAAAAGACUUCACCUGUGUACAAUUUGUCAAGGCAUGUGAGGAAUCUAUAUAAAUCUAUAUAGGCUACAUGAUGAAAUUAUAUGAAAAAUUGAAUGCAAAUGGUGUAAUUAUUGAUUUCUGUAUCAUAGUUGUCAUAUAUUUACAUAUUCUGGUGGGUGAGUCUAUUUAAAUAAUGGAGAAAAUAUCAGUUUUCCUGAAGGUUUCCCACCCACUGACAUGGGUGUGAGUUUGUGUAUGCAGUGCCUCUCUGCUUUCUGUCCAUGACUGAAAUAUCAAGUUUUUCAGCUGCACGUUUUCUGUAGUGUUCCUCAAAAAAAAAACAACAACUAACUAAGUUUUCUCUUAAAUAUCCUAAUCUCUUGCAUAUCUUAAAAUUGUAAUUAGGGAUACGGAAAACUACUGUCGUUGCCAUUUGUCCAGACAAGUGUGGCGUGGCGGGGGAUUGGACCGUGGCCAGUCUGUAUGCUGCCUCAAAACCCUGAAACACCCUUCUCUCCCUGGCCUUGUGCUACUCUUCAUGCCAAUACUCACUCACGUUGCAGCUGCCUCUGUUGCCACUCCACAACUUUUAACACCCAACUGACUGACUGUGUUGUCUUAACAUUCUGCAGCACCUGUAGCAACUGUGGCACAAAGCUGAAUUGUACUCCUCACGCUUAAAAGCCCUAAGAUACCUGAGCCUACAUUAUCACUGAAAUUUACAUACUGUCAGUGAACCUGCCAGAUGGGAAGUGUCUUCAGAGGGGAGCCUUUAUUUCAGAUGUUAUGUGACAUUUUUUCCCAUGCCAGCAGAUGGGUACUAACUUGGCUAGAAGUAUAUUUCUCUUGAAAUAUACUUGAUAUUAAGUUGCUGUGUGACAGUGCUGUUGUUCAGACUUGUAACAACAUUGGAGUAACAUGCAAACACAUUACAUACAAGCUAAGCUUGUUUCUAGCCCCUUAAAUCACUUUAGAUCAUUUGUAAUUUUAAGAUUUUGGGGGUUUUAGAUGAUUGGUCGGACAAAAUACGACAACUGAAGACGUCUCCUUGGACUCUGGGAACUCAAAUUUGGCAUUUUUCAUAAUUUUCUUGCAUUUUAAAAUCAAAACAAAACAAUGGAUCAGUUGAUCAAGAAAAUAAUCAGAUCAGUCAGUGAUCAAAAUAAUCAGAUUUUGCAGCCUUUAGCAGUCACCAAACUAUAGGCCUGCAAUUUAAGUUUCUUUUUCAAUUGAUUAAUGAAUUGUGUAGUCUGUAGGAUGUCAGAAAAUAGUUUAAAAUGCCCAUUACAGUCUCUCAGAGCCCAAGGUGAUGUCUUCCUACAAAGAGUCUAAAACCCCAAAAUAUUCCAUUUACAAUGAUGUACAGCAGAGAAAAGCAGCAAAUACUCACUUUCAGAAUUCUUCUGCUUCAUAAAUUACUAAUAAUUAUUAAUUAGUUAUAAUGUAAAUAUAAUGUUGUUACUGAUGCAAGUGCAGCCUUGUCAUAGGAGCAACUUAAUGCAAAGUUUGAGCCAUAUUUACACAUAUCAGGUAGAAAACAGAAACAUUUUGUUUUUACCCACCGUGCAGACUGAACUCACAUUUUAAUCACUGCUCCUAAAAGCUAAGGGGCGUCCAAUCUUUAUGUGAUCAAUGCCCAUCACUGGCAUCAAUCACUUUGAUACACUACCCUUUGUAAAAAGAGCAUUUUUGAUGCAGUUAUGUUAUAUCAAGCAUGAACAAAAAGAAUGCGUUUAAUGGGAAAAAAAUGUACCUUUGCUGUUGUCAUGCUCCCUGACCGUGUUCAGUCAGGCCUCAGAGCUCAAACUUUGAUGUGACUUCUUCUUUGUUGUUUUUAUUUUUUUUCCUCUCAAGUGUGUGUUGUGCAGUUUUAUUCUACUCCAGUCGGAGUCGUGAGCAGACCAUGUGCUGCUGAAAACGCCCAAGCAUCUCAUUGAGGAGCACUUUCCUUCUCCCUUGUUGUUCUCUGGGCCUUUGCACCUUGGGUGUUGUUUCCCCUUUGUCUGUGUCCAGUGUUGUGCCUUUGACCUGUGUUGUGCACAGUUGUUCUCCCCCUCUUAUCAUAAGGUGCCUCUCAUACCUUAAAAAAAAACAAGAGGCACCUACCUGAGGUAAAAUGUCUAAUGCGGUCAUAAGCUUGGUUUCUGUUUUUAGUGUUUCAGUGAGAGGCAAGCCAAACAAAUCCAUUAUCCCCUGCAUUAUUUUAAGUUUUAUUCUACAUAACUAUGAACUGAAAAUAAUUAACAGCUGCUUUCUUUGUGCCAUUGCAUUGGGCUAAAUCCACCCACAAUCCUGUACGCUCCUGGAGAUUCAAAAUUGCAUCUGUCUCUGCUGUAAACACCUGUUGUUGGUUUGCAUUGUUUACAGCACUUCUAAACGGGAGGGAAGCAGGGUAGAGCAGUCAAAGCAGGUUUUCCUCCUCUGCUUUUAUCUUAGUAAAACUCCAGCAGUGCACUUUUUACCAGAAAUCGAUUUGACUAUAAACUCGCCAUCAUUUGGCUUCUUCUUUUCUUGAGUUGCAUGCUGAAGCCAUUUCCAUUGACCCCUUUUUUAGAUGUAUGUAAUCAACCUUUAAAGCACUUACUGUACCUGUCACCUUUGUGAACCCAGUUCAAUCUUGACCUUGGUUGCAUAGCUCAGUGGUUCCCAACCUGAGGGUGGGUUGCGACCCCUCGGAAGAGAUCACAGUAAAGUUAAUAAGAUGUGAAAUCAUAGAAAAAACAGAUUCGUCUGUGACAAGAAUCUUUUCUAAUAGCUGCUUUUUAUCAGCGAUGGCAGGGUCCAUCUGUCCGUAAAUUUUGGUUCAGACUGAAAUAUGUCAAAAGCUAUUGCUAUUAAAUUUUGUACAGACAUUCAUGGUCUCCAGAGGAUGAACCACCUGACUUCACCCCAAUUUGUCAUGUAGCGCCACCAUUCUGACAUUCCCAUUACUCUCAACUGUAUUUGUGUUUAGUGCUAAUUAGCAGUGUCAGCGUGUGAAAACAUUAAACUAAGAUGGUUAACAGAUUAAAAAAUUACACCUAUUAAACACAAGCAUGUUAGCAUUUCACUCAAAGCACCAGCGCAGCUAGUAUGGCUGUAGACUCUUAGUGUUGUUAGUAUUAAUGUUGGUUGGUUCGUCACUUAAGUCCAGACAGAAAUAUUUCAGUGUAUAGAUUGAUGUUGGUGAAUCUCUGUAUUUUGUUUUUAGUGCUAAUUGCAAAUGUUACCAUGCUAACACUGCAAAUCUCUCAACCUCUUACUGUUAGCACGGCUGUAGACUCUUAGUGUGUUAUUAUUUAUGUUGGUUGAUUCACCACUUAAGUCCAGACUAAAACAUCUCAACACCUGCUCGAUGGAUUCAUUCAAUUUUAUACAGAUAUCCAUUAUGCAGAGUGGGUUCAUUUGAAUGACAGCUGUGAUUCUCCAUGCUAGUGCUAAAUUUUCUCAACCUGUCACUGCUAGCAUUACUGCAGUCAUACAGUGUUAUUAUUAAUGUUAGUUGUUUGACCAUUUUAGUUCAGACUGAAAUAUUUCAACAUGUACAAACAUUAAAUUUUGUGCAGACAUUCAUGAUCCCCAGUGGGUUAAUCUUAAUGACGCUGGUGAUGCUCCAUGCUAACACAUUACCAUUGCCAACACAACUCUCUUGACCUCUCACUGCUAGCAUUGCUGCAGACUCAUAGUCUUGUUUCUUGUGGAUUACCAGAUGGUUUUACUGCGUCUGGAAAAAAUACUCAAGUGAAAUAAUACACUAAAAAAAGUAUGUGUAACCUGUGGUGAAGUCUUCAAUUUAAGGGAUGACAACUCAAAAACGUUGGGAACCACUGACCUAACUGAACUUUGCAGUGUGAUUAUCGUUAUAUUUGACUCGAACAACCAUUAUUAAACAAAAAAAAAACAACUUUUGAUCAUGAGUACUUUCACCUGCACUAGCUAGUCUACAGGUAAUGUGCAAUGUUAACAAAUCUGCAAAAAAUAUCUAUCUCUGUUGUUUGGGCACGUGAAAACAUGAGAGCAUGCAUUGUUCUAGAGAUUAUGAUGUUGUGUACAGGAUUUUGUCUGACCUCUGUGUUAGUGCAAAGUGUAUGUGAUGCAUGGUGUGUGGGGGGGAGCAGAGGGAAGGCAUGGCUCUGUGGUUUGUAGGUGUAGAUUUCUUGUGUGGAACAGUUGGUCUACAACUAGACAUAUUCUCUACUCACGUUCUGUUUCCUUGUCGUUUUUUGUAUCUUUUACAUGUCAAUUUUAACUUAACAGUACAUAAAGAAUAGCUAGCUUUGAACACAAAUUAACCAAUCAGAUUGCAGACCCUGCCCCCCCACCCUAACCUUGGUUUAUAUAGCAUUUACACGACCCCUGCAGGUCAACACGCAAAAGAAAGAUUUUUUUUAUUCAUGGGUCAUUUUGCCAGUUAAUCUGUAAACACCUGCAUGCGUUUGUGGACAUGCACACUGUACACUCAUUUAGACGUACUGAAAAAUGUCACCUAUUAACAGUUACUUUGUGUUCAUUUAUCAACAGUAUUGAUGUCAUAUGUGAAUAUUGUCAAUGGAGACUGGAGAGAAAUGUUUGGAAGCUGACAAAAACAUUUUUGUCCGAUUGUUUGUUUCACUUUUAUUUAUUUUGUAUUUUUUGAAUUUUGUCUACCAAUGUCGUUUCUUUACAUGUAACAAUUUUAACAAAACCCAGUCUGGUUUUUAAUCAUAAAAUGUGUCUGUGUUUUAA